Molecule: messenger RNA, 1679 nt
Organism: Chiroxiphia lanceolata (lance-tailed manakin)
Lineage: Eukaryota; Metazoa; Chordata; Aves; Passeriformes; Pipridae
Gene: LTAP1
Product: chromosome 29 C1orf43 homolog
Biological process (GO): phagocytosis
Source: RefSeq, a predicted model, not a curated record
ACGUGCCGCGGGCCGCAGGGCGGGUUCGCGGCCGCCAUGUUGUGCGGCCCCGGGCCAGGCCGGGCAUGGCGGGGGCCGGCAGCAACUGGCUCUCGGGGGUCAACGUGGUGCUGGUCAUGGCCUACGGCAGCCUGGUGUUCGUACUGCUGUUCAUCUUCGUGAAGCGCCAGAUCAUGCGCUUCGCCAUGAAAUCCCGCCGCGGCCCCCACGUACCUGUGGGACAGCACGCCCCCAAGGAUUUAAAGGAGGAGAUCGACAUUCGACUAUCAAGGGUGCAGGACAUCAAGUACGAACCACGGCUGCUGGCUGAGGACGACGGCCGACUCCUGCAGUUGGAGACACCAGGCUGCUAUAACUACCUGUACAGGAUGAAGGCACUGGAUGCAAUCAGGGCAUCAGAAAUCCCAUUUCAAGCAGAGGGCCGGUACCCAAAGUCUUUAAUAGGGAAGAACUUCUGUGCCUACCUGCUGGAACUACGGAAUUCCAGCGCCUCCUUCAAAGGCAUCCGCAAAGCCUUGAUCGACACCUUGCUGGAUGGGUACGAGAGUGCCCGCUAUGGCACUGGGGUCUUUGGGAAAGCAGAAUAUCUGAAUUACCAGGAAGCUCUGAACGAGCUGGCAAACAUCUCCAAGGCCCGGGGGGGCAGCAGCCAGCGGCAGCACCAGUCCGCAGCAAAGGACCUCACCCUGUCCCCUGAAGUUUCCAACCCCACCACCAUCCAGGUCACCUACCUGCCUUCCAGCCAGAAGAGCAAACGUGCCAAACACUUCCUGGAGCUGAAGAGCUUCAAGGACAACUACAACACGCUGGAGAGCACCCUGUGAGCACGUGGGGCCUGGUGCAGUGGGUGUGCAGGCAGCACUGGGAGGAAGCAGCUGCGCUCUCAGAUCUCCCCUUCGUACCACAUCUCCGUUCCAACUGCUGGAACUCAGCCCUCACCAGAAGCCCAUUCCAGAGCAGUGUACCUGCCUGCUGAGCCCGAGGGGAUUGGCCCCACAGCCUCCUCUGCCACUGACACUCCAGGCUUUGAGUCCUGCACCGUCUUGGAGUCCUGCACCGUCUUGGACCUUGUGAAUAAACUGAUUAGCUUGAUCUUAUUUAUAAAGACACAGAUCCCAGCCAGCGCUCCCCUCUGCCCGUCCUUCGCCACAGUGGCUGGCAGGAACUGAUGUCUGUCCGUUCUGUCCGUGUGGGUCUUGGGCUCUGGAGCCACCUGUCUGUCCUUUCUCAAGGGUGAACACUUUUCCCCAUGUCCCCGUUGUUCCUCCUGUCAGCCCUGUGUGCCCAGCCUGCCUGUGUGUCCAGCUGGGGUGUAAAUAGUUUGGUGCCCGUUCUCAGCACCGCAGCCAAGCUGCUGCUUCAGGCUGCAGUUUCUACUCCAUUCGACUGCAGCUGGGCAUUUGGGACUCUUGAGAGGACAAACCAGCGUCAAGUGUCCCAUCUGUCCUGCCAAGGGGGUGUUUGCUCCCACUCUCACCAGCGCCUCACGUGCCAGCAGCUGCCAAGCCCCCAUGGCCGAGAGCUAGGUAGCCCCCACCUUGAGUCGCGUCUGCCAGCCGAGGCAGUGCCAGCAGCUCACCCGUCACCACGGCACGGGCAGCACAGGGUGGAGGGCACAGACCUCGCAUAGGCCUUGGCACUUUUUAAUUACUGUUUAAUAAAAUGACAGUUUAGCCUGA